Messenger RNA from Tupaia belangeri chinensis (Chinese tree shrew), 1259 nucleotides. RefSeq lists its product as uncharacterized. NCBI's taxonomy places the organism in Eukaryota, Metazoa, Chordata, Mammalia, Scandentia, Tupaiidae. Gene Ontology annotation, molecular function: protein binding. The record is from RefSeq and is a predicted model, not a curated record. The coding region runs from base 314 to 1072 and encodes 252 amino acids. The transcript is spliced from 8 exons.
AUCAUUUAUGUUUCAGUAGUCAAGGCUCAGUUAUACCAGUGUAGACAACUCCCUGGAAACAGUGUUCAGAGUUACUGCAGCUUAGCACAGGAAUUGCUUUGAUGAGCUCUAAGAGAAUGGUAACAAUACCUCCUAAAGGGCCAGGUUGCUAGGUAACAGUUUCCUUGGUCACAGUGAAUCCAUGGAAGACCCCCAAAGAAGCUGAAGGUUCUUGGUGAACAGCUCUCCGAACCACUCCUAGGGAUAUGAUGAAAAAAUGUCUUCAGAAAUAUAGCUGUAUGAAGGUGAGAGGAACUUUUUGCACCGGCAAGACAUGUCUGAAAGUUCUUCAGGUCAAAACACAAGUAGCCAAGACACUUAUCCAUCUAAUUCAUCAUACUACUCCGAUCCCAGUGGGACUCACACUUGGUCGGCUUUGUCAAGAAACAGAAGAACAAGUCGUCUAGGUUUGGACUCUGGAAUAUCAUCCACACUUCCAUCAGAUUCUUGUAAAUACCUCACUUGGCACAAGGUAGAAAAACAUGAUGUUCAAGGAAGUCAACUGCGUUGCCCAAGAGUAAGAGAAGGACCCUCUGAAGAGGAGUUACUCUUCAGGCAGGAGGAGAGCGCCUUACCUCCAAGGAAAAGAGUCCUUGAGAAAAGCCAAUGGGAAACGUGGCUCCGAGAGAACUGGGAGGACUGCAUGAAUUUGAACAUUUCGUUUCAAGAUUUGGGGGACCCUUAUCAAAUUGACAAUUUUAACAGGAUUCUUAGGAGACUAAUUCGAGUCGAAACCCUCUGGUUAGUGGAUAAUUCACUGGUGGAUUUAAGUGCCAUAAGAUUGCCGAGCUGCAGAAUUUUAAAUAUGGACAAAAACCACCUCACAUCUUUCAAACAAUUGCCAAAGGUACCUCAGAUACAACAUUUAUCCUUGGCUGAAAACCACAUUGAGACGCUGGCCGGGCUCUCCAGUCUACGGUGCACUCCGUUAGAAUCCCUUACACUCAAGAGGAACCCCUGUGAGUUUCACCAAAAUUACAGGAAACGAUCCUCCAAUAAGAAGACAGCACGAUUCAAAAGAGAAAAGACUUAAUGAUAGAGCUAAUAGUAGUGUUCUCCUGUUUGCCAAACUUAAAAAUGCUGGAUGGGAUCUUGAAGCUACCAGAAGAUUGUUCACCACCACAAACCAAUAUAUUUUCAAAAAUGUGUAUUGUAUCCUAAUUCAAUCUGCAUAUUAAUAGAAAGAAAACAAUUGUCGUUGCUGCUAAAACUAAUAAACA